CCGCAGGAGGCACGAUGGCGAUCGAUCCGGCAGGAAAAUGUUCAAAGUGGAAUAUUUUUGGGAAAAGCUCGACAUUCACAGCGAGAGAAACGCGAUUGUCGAGUCAGGAGACAAGCAUGAAGCCUGAUCACAAACCUGACGUCGAGUUCCUGUAGGAGCCCGUCCACCUGCAGGACAACCUCUGAGACCAGCGUAUCGCUAACGCUGUCCCACUACCAGGAUGUGGAAACCAUAGCAACAGACGAGUCCUGUGUGUCCUGAGGAUACCUAUGUGAUUUAUCAAAGUGUGAAGCAUUAUCCAAGACUGGGCUUCUGCUGAGUCUGAGGAAGACAGGCUAUAUCAUGGAUAUUGCCAUGGAAGACCAACUUUUGGAGGACAUUGUAAUGUGCACACCACAACAAUAAUCAACAUGAACCUUCUUCUGGGCUGACAUCCCUCCAUAAAAGCUGCCAUGGCUUUUUGUAAUGAAAGCCUGCUGGAGGAGUGCAGCUUCCUGGGGCCGGACAGUGUGGAGGAAGCAGCAGAAAGUCUCCCUUCAGAAGCUGCGACUCCCCUCAUAUCGGUCACUCUGCGGGUGACCCUUGCCGCCAUAAUGAUCUUCAUGAUAACCAUCGGAUUCCUCGGCAACGCUAUCGUGUGUCUGAUUGUUUACCAGAAACCCGCCAUGCGUUCUGCAAUCAACCUCCUCCUCGCCACGUUGGCCUUCUCGGACAUCAUGCUCUCCCUGCUCUGCAUGCCCUUCACUGCGGUCACCGUGGCCACCGCCGACUGGAGCUUUGGGAGCGGGUUCUGCCGGGCGUCCAUCAUGCUGUACUGGCUGUUCGUCCUGGAGGGGGUGUCCAUUCUCCUGAUCAUCAGCGUGGACCGCUUCCUCAUCAUCGUGCAGCGGCAGGACAAGCUGACCCCUCACAGAGCCAAACUGUUGAUCGCAGGGUCGUGGCUGCUGAGUCUGUGUGUGUCCCUGCCCUCUGUGAUCGGGUGGAGGACCAGUACGGCGGGUAUUGGGGGAUCCUGGGCGCCGCAGUGUGUGCUGGGAUACAGUGAUUCCCUGGCAGACCGUGGAUACACAGUGCUGUUAGCAGUAGCAGUGUUCUUUGUACCUUUCGCUGUCAUGCUGUACUCUUACAUGUGCAUCCUCAACACGGUGCGCCGCAACACCCUGCGCAUCCACAACCACACCAACGAGCACUCCUGCCUGCCAGCCCUCAACCAGGUCAGCAAGAUGAGGCUCAGCGGGCUGCAGCGGCCUCCUCAGAUCAAGGUGGACAUGAGCUUCAAGACCAGAGCCUUCACCACCAUCCUCAUCCUCUUCGUGGGCUUCUCUGUGUGCUGGUUGCCUCACACGGUGGUCAGCUUGCUGGCGGUGUUCAGUCGACAGUUCUACUACAGCUCCGUGUUUUACCCCAUCAGCAUAGGCGCUCUGUGGCUCAGCUACCUGAAGACGGUGUUCAACCCCGUCAUCUACUGCUGGAGGAUCAGGAAGUUCAGGGAGGCCUGUCAGGAGUUUAUACCCAAGAGCUGCAGACUGUGUCCCAGGGUGCCGGGCAGGAGCCGCAGGAGGGUGAGGCCGAGCAAUAUCUACGUGUGCAGCGAGACUCAGUCGGCUGUGUGAAACCAGUGGGCUUUGACACCCAGAAAAAUAGUUUGGACCCCUUGUCCUCACAAUAAAGCGGUGCAGUGAUGACCUCGGCCGACCUGGAAGUUAGCAUUGCAAGGGUUUCCUCUGCCAAAAGCGAUUACUGCAGUAACAACUAUUCUACCUGGGAUCAACAUAAAUAAUAAGACAUUAAAACAUCACAUUAUUGACUAUCCGCAAUAGAGUGGUGCAGAGAUGAAGUAUUUUAUAGGUAGACCCAGAAGUUAGCAUAGCAAGAGUUCCCUCUACAAAAAGUAAAGGAUUUUUUCAUUGGAUUUUGGUAUACUGCAGAAAUUAAGUUCUUUGGUAAAUACACAUUUAUGAUACUUAACAUGUUUUGUUCAGCAGGAUAAACUUGACGAUUAUCACGACUUUGAUUUUGAGCGUAACUGCAACCGGCAGAAGUAAAAAGCUAUCAAUAGGCUCUAACAAUCUACAUCCUUGUCACGUGGCUGCAGGUCAUCACCGCUGAGCUAAAGGCGGACUCAAGUGUGGGGUGAUGACGUUUAGUAAUCUUAUUGAGCCAUUUGUUAGCAACUGCCGUUUUUAUGACACAUAAAAGCUCCGGAAAUUCACAAGUUGUUUUUUACUGACGUAUUUUAUGUUGUAGAAAAACCCGUCAGAAUCUCAUAAGCUUGUGUUAACCAAAGACCUUAUUUCAGGCCUCUAACCAAAAGAAAGUUUUAAAUUACCGUAAAAUAAUAUACUGGUUAUUGACUAAAGAAACUCAUUUCAAGAAUUUUUAAGCCACCAUGGAUGAAAAGUUCUUAAAGUGAUCACAGAUCUACAAUUUGAACAACUCCAUGACAAUUGGACAUCCACAGAGAAAGGUCACGUGAUUUAAUUGAAAGCUCCAGAAGUUGUUAUUAUUAAUGUUCCUGAAACGUACUGCCAUCCAAACAGUUUUAUAUCCUUCAUUGUCAAUUCACCUCUUUGUUUCCGAGUUUGUGACGGAAUUGUUUCAUGAAUGUUAUCUUGUUUCUUCUGACUGAUAAGUAGUUGUAAUAAUAAUUAUCUUGUGAGUUAUGUGAUGCAUUUCACACAAAAAAAGCAUACAGGGUAUUGAUGUUCAGCAAUGUUUUCAAGGGACAGUCUGUAAGCUUUUCAACUGACGUCUUAUUUAAAAAAUACAUUGUUUAAAAUGAUAUCUGUGCAGAAACACAACCUUGUGUGAUUUAAAAUUGUAAUUUAAAACCAUGAGUGUAUAAGGCGUGUGCCAGUUAUUGAGCUGUGAAUGUUUACUUGAAUGUAUCAUCUUUCCAUGAAUAACAAAAACCAGGUAAAUAAAUGCAAUUUUUAAAAGAUGUCGCAUUGACAGAAUGCUAAUUUAUUUGGGUAAAAAACAAAUGGCUGCUUUUACAAUGUACAAAAUGAAAAAUAGGUUGCUGGGAUACUAAAGUCAUCCUUUCACUGUGAGUGGAUGUCUCCUUCACUGAAGACAAUACACACAAUGGCUUGCGUUUAAUUAAUUCUAUUAGGCAAGGCAAGUUUAUUUAUACAGCACCUUUCCGCACACAGCAACCCAAAGUGCUUUACAAAAUAAAAUAAAAGAUAAUUAAGAAUAAAUACAGUGGAAGCACAUUAUAAAAUUACAUUUAAAGACAGGCCUUUAAAAAGCAAAGAUAAUACAAUAAACACAACAGGUAUAAAAUACAUGAAUAAAAGCCAUACUGCAGUGUGAAUUUGAACAACUCAUCCAAAUGCAGCGUCCAAAAGAUACGUUUUUUUAUCUCGAUUUAAAAGUAUUAACAGUUGCAGCUGACCUGCAGGAUUCAGGGAGUUUGUUCCAGAUGGUCGGGGCAUAAAAAGUAAACGCUGCUUCUUCAUGCUUAGUUCUGACUCUCGUAACAGAGAGCAGACCCGUCCCAGAAGACCUGAGACUCCUGGAUGGUUCAUAAUUCUGCAGGAGAUCGUUAAUAUAAUUAGGUCCUAAACCAUUUAGUGCUUUAAAAACCAGCAAUUUAAAAUCAAUUAUUUGGUAGACUGGAAACCAGUUUAAAGACUUCAGAACUGGACUGAUGUGAUCCACUCUUUUUGUGUUAGUGAGGACUCGAGCAGCAGCGCUCUGAAUUAGCUGCAGCUUUCUAAGGGAUUUUUUUGUGAGACCUGUGAAGACACCAUUACUAUUAUUAGGUUAGAUAAUCCCAUUGGAUCAGCCCAGAAAUUGUAUUUUUUCUUUAAUUUAAGCAGUAAAUAAACUGUGGCUUGAAUUUAUUCUCCAAAAAUAUGUGUGUCAUUUUGGUAUCGAAACAUUAUUACUUGAUUGAUUUUUAAAUAUAUGUAUAAGUGCUAUAAAGCUGAAAUACUGUACCAUCAUUAACAAUACAGUCUCAGGCAUGGGUCAUGUUGCUGUGCAGCAUGCAACAGGAAGGUGGUGCUGCUCUUU
This is a messenger RNA of Gymnodraco acuticeps, 4023 nucleotides long. RefSeq names its product G protein-coupled receptor 45 (gene gpr45). Gene Ontology annotation, molecular function: G protein-coupled receptor activity. The record is from RefSeq and is a predicted model, not a curated record. Bases 453 to 1613 code for a protein of 386 amino acids. Gene Ontology annotation, cellular component: membrane. NCBI's taxonomy places the organism in Eukaryota, Metazoa, Chordata, Actinopteri, Perciformes, Bathydraconidae. Gene Ontology annotation, biological process: G protein-coupled receptor signaling pathway. The transcript has 4 exons.